CCACAUGACCUCAAUGCGUAUGCAGGCCAAAAGCUCGACGAGCUCUACGACAACAAAAUGUUGGAAUUUUGAGCGUCUUUCUACACUCUUGAGACAGCACCGUCUUGUUGCAUUGAUUAGUGCAUGCCUCAACCUCCGGCCGGUGGUCAACAUCCGGGAGGCGGUGGAGGAGGUGAUGGAGGAAACGGCUCAGGAUCUAGUGGAGGAGGUGACGGAGGAGACGGCUUAGGAUCUGGUGCUGACAAAGCAGAGGGGAAGGGGUCAGGCGGAGAGGGUUCUGGAGAAAAGCGAUCUGUCGAAAAGUGGUUAGGCGAAACGUCGUCAAAAUCAAAAGGCUCUGGCGGAAAAAUGUCCGGCGGAAAGGGGUCGGGUGGAAAGCGUACAGUGUUCGGGAGUCACGAGUCUACGGGAACUGAAAGCCACUGCGAAGGGACAGCUCCGGGGGAAGAGGAGCUCUCACAGGAAGCGCAUGCUGUGCAGCAGGAUGAGGAGCUUCUCCAGGGCUCAUCGGGAAAUACCAUCAACAUUAGGGACACCGAAGAGGUUCUGCACAGUGGGUCGCUACUGACGACGCAAGAGGGUGACGUGAAUGGAGGUCAGUGGACAUUUGUGGAAGGCGAAGACUGUGGGGAGGAAGUACGUGCGUGGACGUUUGUGGAAGCUCGGCUUCUUGGCGAAGAGGAAGGCGAAGAAGAACCCGUGGUGGAAGCUCGGCUUCAUGGCGAUGAGGAAGGCGAAGAACCCGUGGUGGAAGCUCGACUUUUUGGCGGUGAGGUGUCGGUCGGUGUCCAGAUGGAUCCAGAGCGGAAAGAUCAUGAUUCUCCGUCCACCCGUUGCGGUGAAGAACAAGGUGAUCGAGCGUCUGUCCUCAGUACCGGUCGGAAAAUAGUACUUCAUAAAACCAUCGAGUUGGUUAGCGACUCAGUUGCCAUCGAGCUGGUUAGUGACUCAGUCGUGGCCGAGGUGCAGAACAUCGAAUCCUCCGUGGACGUUGGCACAGUGGAGCGACAGGAGGCCGAUUUCCCUCGAAGGACUCCCGAGCACGGUGUGAGGUUGUCAAUGUCCUUGCCCAUGAAGCCUUCAAAAGCCAUGCGCGGAAAAUCUUUUUCAGGGAGGUCAUUGGCCGCUUUACCGAAGAAGUCCUCGUCAAGUGUAGGGUUGUUUAAAAGGGUCCAGAUGUCUCGCCUUUUCGAGAGAGUUGUCAGGGUUCUGAACGCUUGUGGAAUAGGUAAGGAGGAAGCUUUGCAGAAACAUGUGGCUGCGUCUAUUGAAAGCGUUACUGCUUUGUCUGACAGGUUUGACGACGAUGCCAAACGGUGUAUCGUCAAAGACCCGUAUCCUAAGUACACGAAGUCCCACCUUGUGUCUCGCCACCACAAACAUGCACUCAAACAACCUGGUCGGGUCUAGUGUCGACCCUACACGGCCCUGCCAGGUGGGAGCAGCUUCCCUUCACCACGCUGCCCCACUUAACCCUAACUUUCAUCCCUAUCCUUAAGUGGUUAGCCCUUACCACUAGGGUUAGGGUUAUGGCAACAAAGUCAACUCUCGCCAGCAAGUAGAAUCCGCUCCGAUACCAAUGUCAUUCAAACAUUUAGCACAAAAUAUGAGGCUUUACUCUCGAGGAGGACAUAAUGUGCUACAAUCAAAGGAUAUCGACAUG
Messenger RNA from Chara braunii, 1663 nucleotides. Lineage: Eukaryota; Viridiplantae; Streptophyta; Charophyceae; Charales; Characeae. The record is from the annotation of a GenBank genome assembly.